Peromyscus leucopus (white-footed mouse) is the source of this 2288-nucleotide messenger RNA. RefSeq names its product programmed cell death 1 ligand 2 (gene Pdcd1lg2). The transcript is spliced from 6 exons. Gene Ontology annotation, biological process: T cell costimulation; immune response; negative regulation of T cell proliferation. NCBI's taxonomy places the organism in Eukaryota, Metazoa, Chordata, Mammalia, Rodentia, Cricetidae. The record is from RefSeq and is a predicted model, not a curated record. The coding region runs from base 335 to 1147 and encodes 270 amino acids. Gene Ontology annotation, cellular component: external side of plasma membrane.
ACAUCCCCCUUUUUUUUUCUUCUUCUUAACAGGAAAACAGAACUUCAAGGAUCCCAACUGCAUCUUUUUUUCUGAAUAUCAUCUCAAACGUGGGCAUACUUCUAUCUCACCCUCCUGUCUUACAAUUAGAGAGAACCCACUUGCUCUUCCCGACGUGGACAGUUUGGGUUGUUGGUGUCACAGGCGUUGUUGAUGUCAUUGGCUUCAAGGAACCUGAGGCAAAGGGCUGCUGUGAGAUGCUUUUUCUUUGCUUGGGAGCUGUGCCACGUCCUGCUGUGAGGACGGAGGGUGGUGCAUUGAGAACGUCCCUUACUGUCUUCGUUUGUGUAGGUCGAUGCAGGCCAUGUUCCUCCCGCUGCUGAUGUUGAGCCUGGGCUUGCAACUUCAUCACAUAGCAGCUUUAUUCACGGUGACAGUCCCUAAGGAAGUGUACACAGUAGAGUUCGGCAACAACGUGAGCCUGGAGUGUGAUUUUGACCACAGAGAAUGCACGGAGCUCGAAGAAAUUAGAGUCAGUCUGCAGAAGGUAGAAAAUGAUACCUCUUCGCCAAGUGAGAGAGCCACCCUACUGGAGGAGGCGCUGCCCCUGGGGAAGGCCUUGUUCCACAUCUCCAGUGUCCAAGUGAGAGAUGCGGGGCAGUACCGCUGUCUGGUCAUCUGCGGGGCCGCCUGGGACUACAAGUACCUGACGGUCAAGGUCAAAGCUUCUUAUAAGAAUAUAGACACUAGGAUCCUAGAGAUCCCAGGAACAGGGGAGGUACAGCUCACCUGCCAGGCUAGAGGUUACCCCCUGGCAGAAGUGUCCUGGCUUAACGUCAGUGUUCCUGCCAACACCAGCCACAUCAGGACCCCUGAAGGCCUCUACCAGGUCACCAGUGUUCUGCACCUAAAGCCACAGCCUGGCAGAAACGUCAGCUGCAUGUUCUGGAAUGCUCACAUGAAGGAGCUUACCUCAGCCAUCAUUGGCCCUCUGGGUUGGACUGAACCUAAGGUUCCCGGAACGUCACCCCUUCACGUUUUCAUCCCAACUUGCAUCGUUGCUUUAAUCUUCACAGCCGCAGUGAUAGCCCUGAGAAAGAAGCUCUGUGGAAAGCUGUGUCCUAGAAAUAGAUCUGGACCUGUGGUCUUGGGAGUUAGGAUGAUCUAAUGGGACAUCCUCAAGAGGCUCUGGACUCUGCAUGAGGACCCCUUGGCCUGCAGAACCUGCUAUUUGCACUUUUCAAAUGCUUUGGAUGAUGACCGAGCACUCCCAUCAGGAGCCUGCAAGACUGACAGCCGCCUCGGUCUCACGACUCCAUCUGAACAAGUAUAACUGCACUUUAGAAACUCAUCCCAGGGGUCCUGGACCCCAGUAAGGGCCUGAGAACAAAAAGAAUUGUUUUCCCCUGGGUUUCCACAGGGAGAUGUGGAAAUUCCCCAUUUAGUAAAACAGAUUGUCAUAGAGUUAUUUAUAUCCAUCAUUUCCUCUGGUGGUUGGAAGCUUCAGACAGGUUUCGGAUAAACACAGUCAUAACUGUUGGGUUUCACAGCCUCCUAGUAUCCUGGCAGCCUCUGAAGUUCUAAUUGACAGGAAGCAGACAAGCACACAUGAAGUACACAAACUUGGGAUAAGGCAUUUGUUUUGACCUUGCUUUUUUAAGGGCUGAGUCACGAGGCAUUUGCUGUAACCUGUAUUGGUGUUCUCUUGUUCAACUACAUCUUUCCCUUAACACAAAGCGUUGUAGGGUUUUGCUGCUGCUGCUGCUGUUAUUGUUGUUUUUCAGUGGCAUUACCUUAAGAAAAAAGUCAUGCCAGUGUGUUGUGCCUUCGGAGAUUUCAGAUGAGGAGCCCCAAGUUAAGCCAACUUUCCUAGCCUUCUGUGUGAUUUUACAGUGAACCUUCUAGCAGCUUCGUUUUGACAGCUGUAAUGUGGUGCUGUCAUUAGUUAGGGCAUUUGAUGAAGGGCAUUCUGGAAGUUCUUUCAGGUCUCAUUGUGCUCAGACGACAAAAAGGUGCUAAAUGUGGUCUGUAUGCUGGAACCAUGAAACUCAGUGAAUUUACUGACCUGCGAACUAUCCAAAUGUCACAUUAGCUACUGUGACAGCUGUAGGUUAGCGGCCUGAAGCAAGCGCUUUACCUGGUGUUUAGACUGAGCAGAAUUUGGAGUUAAUGAGAUGAAAGAGUGUUAUAUCAUAUUAUAUAAUAAUAUAUAUAAGUAUAGUAUAAAAUAUUAUACUAUGUUUUGUCUCAGGACUUUUUACCUUCCUUUCAUUCUGCAUGUCCUACUUUCCUGCUUCCUCUGUGUCUGG